Messenger RNA from Marasmius oreades (fairy-ring Marasmius), 1496 nucleotides. RefSeq lists its product as uncharacterized. Gene Ontology annotation, molecular function: phosphatidylinositol binding. Lineage: Eukaryota; Fungi; Basidiomycota; Agaricomycetes; Agaricales; Marasmiaceae. Gene Ontology annotation, biological process: cytoplasm to vacuole targeting by the Cvt pathway; autophagy. The record is from RefSeq and is a predicted model, not a curated record. Gene Ontology annotation, cellular component: phagophore assembly site. The transcript is spliced from 9 exons. Bases 85 to 1464 code for a protein of 459 amino acids.
CCAAAUUAAAUAAAGUGCACCUCGAUUGGCCUUAGCCGCCUCGUCAUCUCACGCCUUGUCAUCUCAAACUCAGCUUUCUUCGUUAUGCUUGGUGACGAUGAGGACGUUUUCGACAGCGUAACGUGGGAUUCUACUACCGCCGCACCCUAUGAAGUUGUACCGUCGUCGUCAGGCCCUGGAUUCAGACAGGACAAUGCAGGAGCCAAUGAACCAGGCCCUCAUGAACCUAAGUGGGAAGGAUACCUCAUUACUUCAGUUCAAGAUCCUAUGAAGGAGCUGGCAGAGACAAAGGACGCUUAUGUUUCGUAUUUGGUUUUGGCAAAGACGAAUCUCCCUAUUUUCUCAACGCCGAAUACCUCUGCAAGAAGGCGAUUCCAGGACUUUUUGUUCUUAAGAGAACAUCUUGUGAAGGACUUUCCGGCAUGUGUAGUUCCUCAAUUACCAGGCAAACACCGGUUAGAGUAUAUCACUGGAGAUAGAUUUAGCCCAGAGUUUAUGGAAAGAAGGCGGUUGGAUCUCCAUCGAUUCUUACAACGUUUAUCUCGUCAUCCAACUCUUCAGCGAAGUACAUUGGUCCGUGCUUUCUUCGAAUCGACGGAAUGGCACGUCCAUAUGCACCAACAUGUCGCCCAUCCUCCUGGCCCUGAAACUUCAACCGGUAUUGUGGACAACAUCACCGACACGCUUCUCAACGCCUUUUCUCGUGUCCGGAAGCCCGACGAGAGAUUUGUGGACAUGCGCGAUACUGUGGACAAGUUUGAAGAAGGUCUCGUUCUCUCCGAACGUUUGUGGACUAGAGUUCGAGGUCGAACAAGUGACCUCACAGCGGACUAUCAUGAUUUAGCCGUUGCUGUUCAAGGUCUUGGUUUCCUAGAAUCCGGUAUAACAGACCCCCUCAACCAUUUCUCCAAUACUCUCUUGGAAUUUUCCGCGCUUUUAAGACAUCUCAAUCAAACAACGACUGAUCCCUUCCUCGCCCAUCUUCAUUCACUCCUGUCUUACUCUCAUGCCAACAGAGCCGUUCUCAAAUUGCGAGAUCAGAAACAACUCGAUUUCGAGGAGCUCUCGGAUUAUUUAUCUGGGGUGACAGCGGAGCGCGAUAGGUUAGCAGCGAUUAUAAGUGGGCAUGCUGGAAGUACCGGGCUGGGACUUGGUGCAUACCUUAAGGACCGCGUCGACGCUCUUCGAGGGACAGACGAUGACAGGAGCAGGGUGGAGAGGAUGAGGAAGUUGGAUGUCAAGAUCAAAGAGCUUCAAGAUGCUGUUACAACUGCGCAUGAGACCUCUGAUGCGUUUAGUGACGAAACCCUUCGAGAACAGACGAUAUUCCAGCAUGCUAAAGAGGCAGAGAUGAAGGAAAUGCUAGGGAAACUCGCCGACGGACAGAUCGAAUUUUACAAAGCAGCAAUGGAGGAAUGGGAUAGGAUAAUACCCGUCAUCCAACGCAUACGUGUGGACGUCUAGUAGUCGGUUAAGUAUACGAACUUGCAUUGAUU